AUCACAACACCAAACGCACUGAAAACAGAUGAGCACCAAACAUGUUUCAGAUGUGUUUUGACUUCGAGUUGGACGCAGUUCUGCCUCUAUUCCAAAUUCCUAUGAAGCAAAACAACCAGGCCAUAAAACAGCUUUUGGAACGACACUAUGAAAUAUGUCUGCUGGGCACAAAGAGACGCCGCGAGACACUACAUGUCAAACUGGAACUGUUGUUUUUUUCUCAAACCCUUUGAUGAGUGAUGUGGAAUCAGACUGGUCUCCAAUUCAUGAUGCAGCCUUUAAUGGACGUGUCCUCGCUCUGCAAAGACUCAUUGCUCAGGGUACAUGUGUAAAUCUGAACACACUGGAUCAGGUGUCUCCCCUGCAUGGAGCAUGUAUACAGGGCCACGUGACUUGUGCCAAGCUUCUGAUGGAGAAUGGGGCAAAUGUAAACAGUUCAAAUGUGAAUGGACAGACUCCUCUGUCAGAGGCCUGUGCCCGGGGCCAUGCAACCUGCGUGUCGUUACUCCUUCAACAAGGAGCAACUCCCGUGGGGACCAGCCUAUCCAGCUCUCCAAUCCACAGGGCUGCAGCCGAAGGUCACCCAGAGUGCAUUGCUCCUCUUGUUCAGUAUGGUGCAGAUGUGGAUCAGUAUAUCGACCAGUCAGGUUCCCCUCUCCAGGUUGCAUGCUCCAAUCAGCAUCUGAGUACUGUGAGGAAACUGCUUCAGCUCGGUGCCAGUGUGAACAACAGUGUGUCAGGUGACGCGCCCCUGCACGUCGCAGCUCGUCUGUCCAGCCCAGAGUUGGUGUCUGUCCUGCUUGAGCACGGGGCCGAUCGCUCCCUCAGGAACCUAGAAGGCAAACAGCCAGUGGACCUCGCACCCCCCAACAGCCUGGCGGAGAGGCUGCUGAGACAAGCAGGAGGAGUGUCUCCUCUAAUGCAGCUGUGCCGGCUGAACAUCAGGAAGACUGUGGGCAAGCAAAGGCUGGGUGGGAUUCGCGACCUUCACCUCCCUACACAACUGAAAAAGUAUCUUCUCUACCAAUCAGACACACGGGGAGAUGAAAUGCACUGAAAAAUUCAACCAUUUCUCUUUUAGGUCAAUAGGGGGCGGACUUGCAUAAUCUUGCAGUGAGAUGACUACAUCAUGGUUGUGAUAGUAAUCAAAUGUAAUUCUGCUUUGUGACAGAUUCUAAAGAUCAGUUUGGACUUUUAUAUGGAGACUUGAAAGUCUUGGGGCAAGAUUUGAUCAUUAAAUAUUCAUAAACAGCAAUACAUUCAUAUUCAAAAAGCGAAUUAUGGGCUAAUGUGGUCCAAUAAUAUUAUUAAUUCUGGUUUGAUAUACGGAAAUAAUAUUUGCAAUAUUACACAAUUCAUCUAACAUUGCUUUUUUUGGUGACAAAUUCAAAGUUAUCAUGUGAGCAGAUGAACUGACAACACAGAUUACUUAUCUCCAAGUCAUUGCAGAAGAUCCUCUGAUGGUAGAACACACACCAUGACAUGAUUGAUAACACGAAUGUAUUUUUUCACACUGUUACUAUCAUGAUGUAGUCAUACAAAUGAACCACAAUUUCUGUAUUAUUUCAAAUCAAAGCCAUUAGAUAUUAUAGUCGCCUCCUUCUGGCUGGAUGAGAAAGCUAGCUAUCUAACAGUGGGCCUUUGUGUUUCAUAGAUUAUCAUUCAUGCAGUCUCUCUGUGAUUUCAAACAUGGUCAUACUCUUCUGAGGACUUAGUCUAGAUAAUCAGUAACUAUGAGUCAGCAUUCACUGCACACAAACCACCAGGGGGGCUUGAGCUGCUAAGAAAAUCUUUUUUCUUCAUUAUUUUUUUCUCUUUUAGUUUGCUUUUUGUUUUAAAUGUGUUUAAGUAUUAUUAAAUACUGAAAUUACAACUGUUCAGUUGUACACACUGUGAAAUGUAUAGCUAUUGCAGUACACUGCACUGUGUAUUUUGCCAACAGGUUAUGUUUAAAAAGAGGCACUAUAUAUAAAUGCCUUUGUAUACAGACUGUGAAGAAGCAUGUUUAUUGUUCACUCACUGUAAAAAAAGGAAUCUAAUGUUGCGUGUUUGUGGUUGUGCACAGGAUGUGUUGUGAUACUAUGCAAAUUAUGUUUCCCCAGAGUCUAGAGUAUAUUUUUUAAAAACAAGCACAACACAAGGAUCAAGCUAAACAAACAAACAAAAAAGAAAAGAAAUGUAAACACUGAAUAUAUUGGUAAUAAAGAAGACAAAUCACAUCAUAUAUAAAAAAAGUGACAGUAUUUGCUGUAUGAAUUCAUAUGUUAUAAUUCAGUUAUCAUGAGGAUUCAGUCCUGAUGCUCUUCCCUUUGCCCAUCUGAGAAAAGGAACUUUGCAGAUGUGAAAGUGAAGAAUCAGGCAUUUAUCAGAUCCUAAUUUCAUUGUGGUGCCUUAUUACUUCUUAUAAUAACCUGAGGAGAAGAGGGGCACUGCUACCAAGAUGGAGCAAUGACUGACACAA
This is a messenger RNA of Seriola dumerili (greater amberjack), 2461 nucleotides long. RefSeq names its product ankyrin repeat and SOCS box protein 9-like. The coding region runs from base 155 to 1057 and encodes 300 amino acids. Gene Ontology annotation, molecular function: protein binding. The transcript has 7 exons. NCBI's taxonomy places the organism in Eukaryota, Metazoa, Chordata, Actinopteri, Carangiformes, Carangidae. Gene Ontology annotation, biological process: positive regulation of protein catabolic process; intracellular signal transduction; protein ubiquitination. The record is from RefSeq and is a predicted model, not a curated record.